CCUCCGACUUAUCUCCACCCAUCCACCCAGUCACCGCUACCCCCGAUUUCCAGGCAGGUUCCGCCCCUUUCCUUUACCCCCCACCUCCGCUUCGCGCCUCCGCUUCGCUCCAUUCGAGCGCGGCGCCGCAUCUGCGAGGAUCUCGUUCCCUUACCGUGGGAGGAAAAAGUCCUAUCGCCAAACUUGGCAAACUUGCCGGAAUUUCCUUUGCUUUCUCGGAUUCCGCUGCCCGCUGCUGAAAAUGGCCUUGCAGGCGCCUUAUUACAAACCGACUGUUCCUUUUAGUGGUCCAAUUUAUGGUGGCCUGAAAGAUGGGAUGACCGUAUUAGUCACCGGAAGUGUUUUGAAGAACUGCAGAAGAUUCCAGGUUGACUUUCAGUGUGGCAAUUCCCAAGUGCCCAGAUCGGAUGUCGCUUUCCAUUUCAAUGUCCGUUUUGAUGAGAACUGUACUGUAUGCAAUUCACACGAAAAGGGUGGCUGGCAGGAAGAAGAAAGAAAAUACGAGAUGGUUUUCCAGAAAGGGCAUCCUUUUGAGAUCCGGUUUCUUGUGAACAUAUCCUCCUAUGUGGUUCUCGUCGAUGGAAAGCUAUAUUUGGAAUUCAAACACAGGAUCCCUCUUUCUCGGGUAGAUACCAUCGGAAUUUCAGGAGAACUAGAUGUUGUUUCGAUCAGCUUCCAAAGUCCAGCGAGCUAUCCAGUUUGUUCCAACCCAGUUUUCCCAACAUAUUCACAGUCAAGUGCCUAUCCCAUUGGACAAUGCUUUCAGCCACAACUUUAUCCUCUCCCUUACCGAGCUACCAUCUAUGGGGGUCUUUUCCCAUCCAAAUCAAUAAUAGUCUCAGGCUCUGUGUCCCCUUCUGCUCAGAGGUUCCACAUCAAUCUGAAAGCAGGGAACGAUACUGCUUUCCAUCUCAACCCACGGUUUGAUGAGAAUGUGAUUGUUCGAAACUCUAACCUCAACAUGCGCUGGGGCUCAGAGGAGCGACACCUGCCCUGUGGGAUGCCUCUGUUGCGUGGCCAACCCUUUACCAUCUGGAUUCAGUGUGAAGCAAACUGCUUCAAGGUGGCUGUAAACGGACAACAUCAGUUUGAAUACAACCAUCGUAUGCAUAACCUGCUUCAGAUAAAUCUGCUUGAAGUGGAUGGUGACAUAACGUUGGCCAACAUCCAGGCUUAAAGUUGUCCAUUUUUGGAUGGAUGUGCAAUUGAUGUGAAAUGUUGAGCCUAAAGUGCUCUUUUCAGUUUUUAAGAACCAUAGAAAUUCAGGUUUUUUUCCUUCCAAUCUAAUUGUUCGAAUAAAAUUAGUUUUGUUCAUA
Messenger RNA from Ahaetulla prasina, 1316 nucleotides. Its product is annotated as galectin-9B-like. NCBI's taxonomy places the organism in Eukaryota, Metazoa, Chordata, Lepidosauria, Squamata, Colubridae. Gene Ontology annotation, biological process: negative regulation of CD4-positive, alpha-beta T cell proliferation; positive regulation of gene expression; negative regulation of type II interferon production. The transcript has 9 exons. The record is from RefSeq and is a predicted model, not a curated record. Gene Ontology annotation, cellular component: cytosol; nucleus. Bases 242 to 1177 code for a protein of 311 amino acids. Gene Ontology annotation, molecular function: carbohydrate binding; galactoside binding.